This is a messenger RNA of Blepharisma stoltei, 1044 nucleotides long. The record is from the annotation of a GenBank genome assembly. NCBI's taxonomy places the organism in Eukaryota, Ciliophora, Heterotrichea, Heterotrichida, Blepharismidae.
AUGCUGGCCAAUGUUGGAUAUUUAUUCAAACUCGCAGAUAGGUCAAUAAAUGUAAUUCAUGGCAAAGACUGCAUAAAGUAACUUUUACUCAGGCUUCUCCAAGGUCUCUGCACAAAUGACAUCGAUAAAUUCGUGAGCAGUCCUCAAUGGGGAAUGAACUCUUUAUUUUUAGACCCAAAAGGAAGGAUUCAGUGCCACGCAAUUAUAGUAAAAGCUCCUUCAUUUGUAGAUUACGAUCCUGCGUUUUUUAUAGAUACACAUAUAAAUCAAUCGUCAAUUCUUAUGGCUUAUAUCAAGCAACAUGCAUUUAGAAAAGACGUGAAAGUAGACAAUCUUGAUGAACUCAUGAGUGUAUAUGCAACUGCAUCACCUGUGUCAAUCCCAGAAGAGCCUGAAGGGGCAAGGCAAUUUUUUGAUGAAAUAGGAGAGCCUCCUAAAAUUGACGAAGACUUAGGGAGAAUGCUUUAUGGUUAUACAUGCUUUGUUGAUCCAAGAUGCAAGCUAUUAGGAACUAGAACGAUUACUGAGCAGGAUUGCCUAGAAAUUGAAGAAGAUAGUGGAAUCGUGGAGAAAGGGUCUGAGCAUUAUAGGUAUUUAAGGAUCUUAUUAGGCAUUCCUGAAGGUCCGCCAAUUUGCAAUGAAAUUCCGCAGAUGCUAAAUUUUGAUCUUUUAAAUACGAUAAGCUACAAUAAAGGCUGCUAUGUUGGCCAAGAACUGAUGGCAAGAGUCCACACUCAAGGCGUCGUAAGAACAAGAACUUAUCCAUUUUUGAUUACAGAUAAGCUUGAAGGCUUAACUGAUGCUGUUCAUCCUCCAGUUGAAUUUGUUGACGAAGCUUGUGACUUAAAUUUAUCAGGAAAAAGAAUUGUUAACGAUAAAGGAGAAGUUGUAGGUGAAAUUUUUGAGGCAGUGAAAAAUAUUGGAUUGCUGAAAAUAAGAGGCGGAUUAAAGCAAAAUAUAUAUAAAACAGAAAAUGAUAUCAAGCUACUUGUUUGGAAGCCUUACUGGUGCAAUGAGACUAGUUCAAGUACAACGAUUGAAUAA